Cyclopterus lumpus (lumpfish) is the source of this 1552-nucleotide messenger RNA. It is a transcript of the gene ap3s2, whose product is annotated as adaptor related protein complex 3 subunit sigma 2. Gene Ontology annotation, cellular component: AP-3 adaptor complex; intracellular membrane-bounded organelle; membrane coat. The record is from RefSeq and is a predicted model, not a curated record. Lineage: Eukaryota; Metazoa; Chordata; Actinopteri; Perciformes; Cyclopteridae. Gene Ontology annotation, biological process: Golgi to vacuole transport; intracellular protein transport. Bases 142 to 720 code for a protein of 192 amino acids. The transcript is spliced from 6 exons.
GCAACCGGAUGUAACCAAUUAGCUCAUCCGGCAGCUGUGGUAGAGCCCCUUAACACCCGAGCUAACGUAACGUAAACAGUCCAAACUGUAACAUUUUAACAAUAACGCCAUAUUGUCAUUUGACAACACCAAAGACCAGACAUGAUUAAAGCCAUCCUGAUAUUUAACAACCACGGAAAGCCGCGGCUGAUCAGAUUCUACCAGUAUUUUGCGGAAGACUUGCAGCAGCAGAUCAUUCGGGAGACCUUCCAUCUGGUGUCUAAAAGAGACGACAACGUCUGCAACUUCUUAGAGGGUGGAAGUCUCAUCGGCGGCUCCGACUACAAGCUCAUCUACCGGCACUACGCGACCCUCUACUUUGUCUUCUGCGUGGACUCAUCUGAGAGUGAGCUCGGCAUCUUGGACCUGAUCCAGGUGUUUGUGGAGACGCUGGAUAAAUGCUUUGAAAAUGUCUGUGAGCUGGACCUCAUAUUUCAUAUGGACAAGGUCCAUUACAUCCUGCAGGAGGUGGUGAUGGGAGGCAUGGUGCUGGAGACCAACAUGAACGAGAUCGUAGCCCAGGUGGAGGUGCAGACACGCAUGGAGAAGUCCGAGGGAGGUCUGUCGGCGGCUCCCGCUCGCGCCGUCUCCGCCGUGAAGAACAUGAACUUGCCCGAGAUCCCCCGCACCAUCAACAUCGGAGACCUCAAUAUCAAAGUGCCGAGCCUCUCGCCGUUCUGAACACAGCUGAGCGCUGCAGGGCUGAUGUACUCUCGAUGCAGCUCCCCAAUGCACCCGGUUCUGUUGUUGCUACAUAGAAGAAGAAGAAGAAGAAGAAGAAGAAAUGUUUUCCCUGUGUAUUAUGGGACCACAGAAGCUUAUUCUCUCCCCUCAUUCCUAUCUUCUCAUCCGAACUGGCGACAAGCACAGACAAGUUACAGAUCAACGCCCCUUCGAAAGGAUUCACACAAUAAUGUAAAGUCUGAUUCUAUAACGCGUCCUGGGGCAUUUUAAUAUAUACGUACUUCCUUCUAUUCUCUCUAUCUCAGUUAUUUUUUUUAUUUCUCCAGUUGAUCUCCUACUCCUUUUAGAUGAAAGAAAGAUGGCCCAGUGCCUAUUUUCCUGCACAACUCUUCCAAAUCCCUGACAUUUAUCAGCGGUCGUACCGCCCGGGGAGCGAAAACUUUCCCCUCUUUGUUGGACUCGGCCAAUUCACCGUAAUAGGAUCUUUUGGCUUAAAUGUUGGGUUGUAAUUGCUCAAAUACAUCUUUAUCUCCUGUGUGUGUGUGUGUGUGUGUGUGUGUGUGUGUGUGUGUGUGUUCCUUCCUGUCAGAACUUGUUUUCCUUUCCCUGUAAUAUAUCGUGUCCACCGUCAUCCUUGUAAUUUAGCAAAUGACAUACGGCUCUCCUGGGUGCAGCUUGUGCUCAGUAUAGCAAAUAUAAAUGCUGUCUAGCUCUCGCCAAGUUCUGAUGUGCCGCGAUACGGUCUUUACAACAUCUGUUCCGAGAGGCAACAGGUGUCCGUUUGUUCUCGCUGUUGUAAAUACAAUAAAUGAAAAUAAAUUCCCCCAUG